Molecule: messenger RNA, 2034 nt
Organism: Hirsutella rhossiliensis
Lineage: Eukaryota; Fungi; Ascomycota; Sordariomycetes; Hypocreales; Ophiocordycipitaceae
Product: reverse transcriptase (RNA-dependent DNA polymerase) domain-containing protein
Exons: 7
Coding region: 1-2034 (677 amino acids)
Source: RefSeq, a predicted model, not a curated record
AUGGACGGAGAACCGUUCAUAGCAGACGUCAGGGUGAACGGCACAGACUUUGUGCCAUCUCUUGUCGACUAUGGCUGCCUCUGCUACGGCGCGCCGCGCAUCUUGGAGAAUGCAGCGGGAGACGGCAAGGAGGUCAAAAUCGACAAGAUCACGUAUGUGUCGAUCGACCUCGAUGGACAUCAGCAGCAUCGUGUUUUCAUGUACGUCAUCGACGAUCUGAACUGGGAUAUGAUCCUGGGUAAACGAUGGAUGGAAGACCAGGAUGUUCACAUCCAUGCGAAGGAAGGAUAUCUCGAGAUCGGGUCCAAUGGAGUCCAAGUACGAGACCGACGACGUUACCAGCCUCCUCAGCUAGACGUCUCUAAUGUCAUGGCCGCAACCUUUUUAGCAGAAGCACGCCGUGACAAACGCAAAGGCGGCAUUGGAGUUCACUCGGUCACAAUGGCGGAUAUUGACAAGGCCCUAAGACCGAAACCGAAGACUGACGUAAUGGAGAAGCUGCCACCACAGUACCACAAGUGGUCUCGAGCUUUCUCUCAGCAACUGGCCGACCAGCUGCCCCCUCAUCGGCCCCUACCCUGGGGACCGCUUUACAGCAUGUCCCGCGAGGAGCUAUUGGUGCUACGAAAGACCCUCACAGAACUACUCGACAAGGGAUUUAUUAGAGUCAGCAGCUCGCCAGCCGCAGCACCAGUCCUUAUGAGGGACCGCUAUCCCUUGCCUUUACUGAGCGAGACCUUGCGAACGAUAGCCAAGGCAAGGUGGUUCACCAAGGAUUACCUCGAUGAUUUUGUGUCAGCGUAUAUCGACGAUGUCCUGAUCUUCUCCUCUGGAAGCCUGCAAGACCACCGCGACAAAGUCGGCAAGGUCCUCCAACGACUGAUGGACGCUGGGCUGCAACUGGACAUCAACAAGAGCGAAUUCGAAGUCAAGGCUGUGAAAUACCUUGGGUUCAUCAUCGAGGCGGAGUGUGGGAUCCGAGUCGACCCAGAGAAGGUUGAGGCUGUGAAGGGAUGGGCAACCCCGACGAAUAUUAAAUCCGUGAGGAGUUUUAUCGGAUUCGCGAACUUCUACAGGGUGUUUAUGCCAGACUUCUCGCCUUCGAAGCUCAAGGACCUGUUGAUCACGGCCCCGAUCCUUGCACACUUCCAUCCAGAAAGGGAGACUAUCGUGGAAGCGGACGCUUCAGGAUUCGCGUCGGGAGGCGUGCUCCUGCAGAGAGAUGAUAAGGAUGGACUGGUACGACCUGUCGCAUACUUCUCGAAGAAACAUUCGGCAGCCGAAGCGAACUACGCUAUCCAUGACAAGGAGCUACUCGCCAUUCUCAGAUGUUUGGAGCAGUGGGAACCAGAGCUACGGGCAGUAGAGCACUUCAAGAUCCUAACGGACCACAAGAACCUGAGAUACUUCUACUCGGAAAGGAGGUUGACAGAGAGACAAGUGCGGUGGUCGGAGUUCCUGUCCAAGUUCCAAUUCAAGCUCGAAUGGAGGCCGGGCCGCAAGGGCGGAUUGCCUGACGCGCUCUCUCGACGGGACCAGGAUAUGCCGGCAAACUACUCCGAUGAACGACUAAAGGGACGCAUUAUGAGGCUAUUCCAAGACGACCACCUUAGAAGGGUCCCAAUAUCGACAUUGUCUACCAACACCGAUGGUGCCCAGGAAAUCAACUUCGGAAAAGAGAUCAGGAUAUUUGAAGAUGAGGAGUUACAGCAGCUGUGGCACGCCGCACGCCAAGAAGACAAGCUCUAUCAAGAACUCACGAAGCUGGUAGCAGAUGGAGCGAAGAACAAUAGGGGCCUGCUGUGCUUUAGAGAACGCGUCUGGAUACCCGGUUCGGAGCCGCUACGUACGAAGAUCAUCCAGGAAACUCACGACUCUCAUAUCACCGGACAUCCUGGAAGGGACCUCACGUACUCGACUCUGUCGAGACGCUUCUUCUGGCCGGGUGCCGCUAGCGAUGUACGUCGGUUUGUGCGCAACUGCGAGGUUUGCGGACGAAACACCAUCUGGAGGAUACAAAGAAAGGACUCCUAA